Engraulis encrasicolus (European anchovy) is the source of this 1266-nucleotide messenger RNA. RefSeq lists its product as uncharacterized. Lineage: Eukaryota; Metazoa; Chordata; Actinopteri; Clupeiformes; Engraulidae. Bases 37 to 1266 code for a protein of 409 amino acids. The transcript has 8 exons. The record is from RefSeq and is a predicted model, not a curated record.
AAGUGAUUGGUGGUAUAAAUGUGAUAAAUUAAAGUAAUGUCAUGUAUACUGGUUGUCAUCACUGUACAAAAGGUGUCAGAGACCACAAGUUCACCAGCCAUGGAGAAACUGGGCUUUCAGAGGUGUCUGGACCGUUUGCUGCAGGCAGGAGUCAGAGUGGAUGUCAUCACUACAGACAGAUCUCCUUCCAUCAGGAAGUUUAUGCGAGAACAGUACCCCGGCAUACAGCACCAGUUUGACCCUUGGCAUGUUGUGAAAGGUCUGAAAAAGAAGUUGACAGUGGCAGCAAACAUAAAAAAGAACACAGAUCUGCAACCUUGGCUGAAGUCCAUCACUAAUCACCUGUGGUGGUGUUGCCAGACAUGUGGUGGUGAUGCAACGGAGCUGAAACGCAGAUGGACAUCUAUUCUUCACCACAUUUGCGGCAUACAUCGCUGGGAGGAUGAUGACGGAGUGGAGAGGACUUGCUACCACCAGGACCUCACUGAAGAGCAGCAGAAAAGGAAGAGGUGGCUGCAGGAAGACUCAGCUGCCUUCAAGACCCUUUCAGAACACAUUCUGAACAAGAACCUGUUGAAGGACCUCAACCAGAUGACACUCUUCCAACACACCGGAGCCUUGGAAGUUUACCAUAGUUCCAUGCUGAAGUACACGCAGAAGAGGCUUCACUUCUUCUACAGCUUCAUGAAGGCACGCACCCUGCUCUCAGUGAUGGACCACAACGAGAAUGUUGGCCGCGAACAAGCUACAACCUCAGAGGGGAACCCAAGAUUCAAUCUGGUCUAUCCUAAACAAACCAAGAAAUGGGUUGCCAGGAAGAUCUACGAGCCCACGACUCAGACGUUCCGGACGGAUUUGGUGGAGAGGGUUCUAGAAAGGCGUAUGGAUCCUACAGUCAAUUUCCGCACCGACACCACCAAACCCCGGUUCUUCUAUCCCGGCUCUCUGCUACAGCUUCUGGGGCGGCUGCCUCUACAGACGCGCUCUCUCGUUCAGCCCUGCAUUGACACAAUGGCACAGAAGCCUUCAGCGUAUAAGUGUGUCAUGACCCCAGCUUCUCACGCCCCACCGCCGUCCCGCUCCCUGUGCCUUCUCUACAGUACAGGCACCAGACUGGCAUAUGGCGGAGGUGAUCCAGUGCACCUGGACGGGGUGCUGUCGAGCCAGAGGCACGGUGACACAGGCCAGGGCACCGCCAGACGCCCCCAACACAAACAACGUGCUGACACACAGGACCAGGCCAGCCAAAAGUACUGCACUGUGUAG